Molecule: messenger RNA, 841 nt
Organism: Prosopis cineraria
Lineage: Eukaryota; Viridiplantae; Streptophyta; Magnoliopsida; Fabales; Fabaceae
Product: auxin-responsive protein SAUR71-like
Exons: 1
Coding region: 25-558 (177 amino acids)
Biological process (GO): response to auxin
Source: RefSeq, a predicted model, not a curated record
UCCAAUGGUAUUUUUCCCUCGGCCAUGGCCGCCUAUAAAUGCCCCCAAACCUUGCCCGAGUCUUCGUCAAUUCCACACUCUCCACCCGACUUUUCAACCGAAACUACUUUUCUCACAACGAUGUCACCAGGCAGCGGAACCUGCAUCAAAAUCCGCCACAUUGUUCGAGUCCGGCAAAUGCUUUUACGGUGGCGAAAGAAGGCAUCUGCGACGGGGUCUAGAUCUUCUUCGUCGGAUGUGACCGCCGGACAUGUGGCCGUGUACGUAGGCGCCAGGAGGAGGAGGUUCGUCGUGCGGACGACGUACCUUAACCACCCGAUCUUCAAGAAGUUUCUGGUGGAAGCGGAAGAGGAAUACGGCUUCUGCACUCAAGGUCCGUUGACGAUCCCCUGCGACGAGUCGCUCUUCGAAGAGGCCCUGCGAGCCAUGUCCGGAUACCCGACCCGAUUCAUGAGCCUCGAUGAUUUGCAGAAGCGUUGCCACGUGGAUGCCUUCAGUAAUUUCGAUUUUGUUGGAGGAGAAUCUCGGCCGUUGCUUCACGACGCGCCGAUCUGUUGAAGCAUCUUUCCGUUCUCCGCGACUUUGUGGCUCUGCACUUUGGGGUUUAGCUUGCGAUUGAUUAACCAACUAUUUUUUUUUUAAAAAAAGGGAUUAUUUUGUAACUUUUCCCCUUGUAGUUUUAUAUGUUUAGGGAGUUUGUUGUACAUGCUAGCAGUUGGCAAGUGCAAACCAUGGUGUUCAGGCUUUGCAGUGCUUUUUUUUUUUUUUUGAAGAACGACAAUUGAAGAGCAUGUAAAAAAAUUAAUGUGAAAUAAACAUAUUUGAAUUAUAAAUUCUCUAA